Messenger RNA from Antechinus flavipes (yellow-footed antechinus), 1022 nucleotides. It is a transcript of the gene C3H13orf46, whose product is annotated as chromosome 3 C13orf46 homolog. The transcript has 8 exons. NCBI's taxonomy places the organism in Eukaryota, Metazoa, Chordata, Mammalia, Dasyuromorphia, Dasyuridae. The record is from RefSeq and is a predicted model, not a curated record. The coding region runs from base 141 to 839 and encodes 232 amino acids.
CCAUUUCCCUAGGGAGGGGACCCAGAGGAAAGGUUUCUAAACCAUGCUUCCAGGCUGAGGCUUAUUUUUUUUCAGAAUCAACAUCUCUCAUUGGCUUUUUCUUUCCCAUGAUUUAAAAGAGAGAGAAAGAGAAACAAAUCAUGGAGAAGGAGACAGUACACAGACGACACAGGCUCAUCACAGGGGUUCCACCCACUGUCAUGGCCCCUGGGCUUCACAAAGGGGUCACUGAAGCAUCUGAACUUCAGAGGAGCAAGAGUGUUGGGGGAUUUUCCCCUAAGGGAGAAGCUGUGGCUCCCAUUGAGAAGCUGCUGCAGGAGUUUGAAGGUGAAGAUUUGGACAAAGAGUCAAAAGGUGAAGCUGAGGAUAUUAGCUGCCAGAUAAUUCUAGAGGAUGACAAGGAUAGUCAGGAACAGGGUGACCUAAAAAGAGUGGAUCAAGACAAGGACAAAGAUAAAGACAAAGAAAAGGUGGAGAAAGAGGUUGAAAAGAAGGAAGAAGAGGAGCAAAUUAAGACAGACCAAGAUGAAGCUAAGAGAGACAAAGAGAAAGAAAACUCUGUUCUUGAACUAAAUUCAACACAGACCCUGGAAAAGGAAUUACAAGCAUUAAAGUUGGAUGAUCUUCUUCUGGAUACAGAAACAAAUCUUGCUAAACCACCUGUUGCCUUUGUAGAGAUUGAUUUGGAAGAACGAACUGAGGAGAAAGUUGAAAAUACUUUGACAGAAGAGAAAUCAUCCAAGGCUGAAGCAGGAGAUAUGUCUGAAGAUGAAUCAAAGACCAUGUGGAUAUGCUGUUUUCCAAUCUCAACUAAGAAGAAGUCAAAAGAAAAAGCAUAGUAACCUCAUUAGAAGGGAGCUGAAUGUUGUCACUAUCACAGAGAAGGGCUCUGACCAGGUGGACUAGGAGACAAGCCAAGACCAACCUGCAGGGGCCACUUUUGCAGAAGAUCAAUUGGGGACCUCCCACAAAGAAUUAAAAUUGGAGAAAAAGAAAGCAGUUGAAAUGGGGAAAUGUCUCUA